Molecule: messenger RNA, 678 nt
Organism: Capsicum annuum
Lineage: Eukaryota; Viridiplantae; Streptophyta; Magnoliopsida; Solanales; Solanaceae
Product: 60S ribosomal protein L37-3
Exons: 4
Coding region: 165-452 (95 amino acids)
Biological process (GO): translation
Cellular component (GO): cytosolic large ribosomal subunit; ribosome
Molecular function (GO): RNA binding; structural constituent of ribosome
Source: RefSeq, a predicted model, not a curated record
AGUAAUCGAACAAAUGGGCUGGGCAAAAUAAUAGCCCAAAGCACUGUUGGCCCACUUGAAGAACCCUAAAAAGCCCUUUCCAAUCACCAAGUAUAAAUACUCUUAUUAUCGCCCGCAUUUCAUCUUUUUGAAGAGGACGCUAGGGUUUCUGCAACUUCACUGCAAUGGGUAAGGGAACAGGAAGUUUCGGUAAGAGAAGGAACAAGACACACACACUCUGUGUGAGAUGCGGCCGCCGUAGCUUCCAUCUCCAGAAGAGCCGUUGUUCUGCUUGUGCUUAUCCUGCUGCCCGUAAAAGAUCAUACAACUGGAGUGUGAAGGCAAUCCGCAGAAAGACAACUGGUACUGGCCGCAUGAGGUACCUUCGCAACGUCCCUCGCCGAUUUAAGACCAAUUUCAGAGAAGGGACUGAAGCAGCUCCAAGGAAGAAGGCUGCAGCAGCUUCUGCUUGAAGCCCUUGAAGAGAGUAAUUGAGGAGGGUACUUUUAAUGGUAGCUUCGCUUUGGUAUUCAAGUAUUAGAGAGCAAGGGAAUUUUGGGAAAGCUUAAGUAUUUAAGUUUUUGAAAUGUGUUGUUGAAAUUGUCAUUCGGAUACAGAUUUUAUAGGCUGCUUUCUAUUUUUGGUUUCUCUGAACGCCUUGUGUUUCAUUAAAUUGAGAAUUUAUGUUUUUUGAGCUCA